AUGCGUCUCAGAGACACACUGCCACCGGGAAGGUACCAGAUUUACGAGGGUAUUUUACACGACCUGGAUACUCUCCUACGCUCGACGAUUCUCAACCAUCCUGCAGGCGGGAAGAAGUCGUUGUUGUCGAUGUGCCUGAACAGAGUGCCUCAGUGCGCGCAAGAGAUUGAAGACUGGGAGAAAUCUCAGGCUGUGAACAACGGGCCGGUGUCCUGUAUCAAGCAAAUGGCUUAUUCUUUACGCGUGUACGACGAACUACAGACCCUUGGAGCCACCGACAACGGCUGGAGUCACUUGCGUACACUCCUACGGGCACAUGCUAUCCAUCUGCUCAAAGGGGUCAUUGGGGAGGGUCUGCUCGAUGUCUCGUUUAUUCGCAUCUUGAUCGAUUAUUGCAAGGCCAUGCAAUUUCUACACGAAACAGCAAGCCUUACGGAAGCUAUGAUUUGCUUCCUUUACUGCAAGCCCCUGGAAUCAAGAGAUACGCCUAGAGUCAACAGAGAAGGCCAGCUGCCAGCCUAUUUGUUAAACCUUGCAGAGGAUCCAGUUGUGGAAUCUCACUUGCUCGAAACGUUCUCCUCACUUUUGUGCAAGUUCGACAAGUCGGACCCAGAGAGCGGUAGUACAUAUUCUCCACCAAGCAUUGAGACUGGUGAGAAGUCGGCGGCGCACGAAGCCACUCGGCUCCGACUGAAGGCGGCGAUAGACGGCUUCGGACGUGGUCUGAGCCUGGGGAGAGCCCCAAGCACGGGCAACAAUGACAGCCAGCUUCUCGACACCACCGUCGACUUCACCUGCUCGAUUGCUCACUGUUGUGGGAGAGCCACCGGCCAGCCAUCCAACUCGUACUUUGCCAAAGUCUGCGAACUCAUCGAUACCCUUGAAACGCCAGGGUUCGCAAGAUUGAGAGGCAACGGUGCCUUUGUUUUGGCCCACAAGACAGACGAUCUACGCGAUCUUGUCUUUGCAGAGACGUUGAAGAAAGACCUGGCUGAGAAAGACGGCAUGGUUGUAGCCAAGGGCAACUUUACAGGGUUUCGGUGGGAAGAAGGCAUCAGCGAAUGGAUUGCAGUCAGCCCGUUGGCGAGAAGGCAAGGAGACUUCACCCGAGAAGCCCUACCUCGGCGCCGAAGCGGAGGACGUAACAGUGACGUCCGGGUCCUAGCGGAUCGAUCGGAGCUGAAUUCGACCACGGAAGGAGCCGACAAAACCGGGGCUCUGGUUUUCGCAAGUCCCAGACCGACGGGUGAGUCAAAUGGUGACCAAGUGGGCCGACGACUGGCGGGGAAGAGGAAGAGGACACAAAACGAGGAUCAUGGCAGCCGCAAGAGAAACUCGGGCGCUGAAAUCGAGGGAAUCGACGGAGUUGACGGUAUUGACGAGCUUGGCAUGGGUCCAGAGAACUGGCCACGGGUUCUGGGCAAGUCCCGAUUGGGAAGCCAUGUUGUAGGAGCUAGGAUGCGGGACGGAUGCCGGCGGGUUAUCCGGAGCAGCGAGACAUGCUCUCGCAAGGUUUUGGCGGACUUGGGCGAGCAGGCCGCCCUCAAUGACUGUGGUCUCAACGACGAGGAUGAGCUGGGAUUUUAA
Colletotrichum costaricense is the source of this 1587-nucleotide messenger RNA. RefSeq lists its product as uncharacterized. The transcript is spliced from 3 exons. The coding region runs from base 1 to 1587 and encodes 528 amino acids. NCBI's taxonomy places the organism in Eukaryota, Fungi, Ascomycota, Sordariomycetes, Glomerellales, Glomerellaceae. The record is from RefSeq and is a predicted model, not a curated record.